Messenger RNA from Lentinula edodes (shiitake mushroom), 2350 nucleotides. RefSeq lists its product as uncharacterized. The record is from RefSeq and is a predicted model, not a curated record. The transcript is spliced from 11 exons. Bases 371 to 2038 code for a protein of 555 amino acids. NCBI's taxonomy places the organism in Eukaryota, Fungi, Basidiomycota, Agaricomycetes, Agaricales, Omphalotaceae.
AGCUCGUUUGACUUGGUGACAUGCCUGAUAUUGUUCGAGAUUGGCAGCAACCUCGACCAUAUUACACACACUUGAGCUUGAUGGAGCAAUCCUGAACUACUUCACCCUUUUCAGAAUGUACCUUCAAUGACACGCAUCUUCAGUGGUGUGCUUGAACAAACUUGAAAUUCCGAACCCAUAUGCCUUCAUUCUCAUUCUAAAAUUGAGAUCUAAACCUUGUAAAUCUAGUGCGUAUACUUCUUACCAUUCUCCGGUACAUCAACACAGAGUGCUACACUGUGCUAUACUGAGAACCGCUCGUCACCAGAUCUAACUCCGCGAGAACAUCAGAAACUGUUUGUCCACCUCGCAUGAUCGAUUGUGCAUAUGAAUGAAAAAUGGAUGGGGUCUCCUGAUAAUGUUUCCCUGUCCUAUAAAGGUUGCCCAUUUUGUUAUGCCAGUCGUACAAACCAACGCCAUGCUGAGUCCCAUCAUCCUUUCUUACAUUGUUUCUGUUGCCUUUCAGGCAUGCGCAAUUAACGUGUUCAUACCAUUAACAGCCCCGACCAAUUCCUCUUCUAUAUCUCCUUCGCACAUCUCUUUUUCGAUUGAACAAGACCGUUGGACUGAUUGGCCCGGAGGCACUACCAAAAACGAGUUCGUUUCCAAUGCCCUUAACAACCUAGCAAGUCUUUCUGGAGAACCUCCAAGAUUAAGGAUCGGUGCAGAUUCGGAGGACCGUACUAAUUUUCAGCCUGGUCUCAAGUUGACUGAAACCGUCUUUGCACCUCCCAGUGCCGCUACCCCUUACCCCGAAGCCGAAUCAGUUGUGGUAGGGGAAGCUUUCUAUAAAGCAGCACAAAACCUUCUGCCUGGUACACAUAUCACAUGGGGUGUCAACUUCAAGGCGUUAAAUCUCACAGCUGCGUUUUUGGAAGCCGGAGCAAUAGCGGACGCUUUCAAUUCUUUUCCUGCUUCGAGCGGCCUCAGUUUGGAUGCUAUUGAAAUAGGCAACGAAGCCGACCUUUACACGAAUAACGGGGGGAGACCUGCAAACUUUACCAUUGCCCAAUAUGUCACACAAUGGACCUCUUUUGCAUCUAAUGUUUCGUUGACUGUUCCUAUCGGUCCGAAUACCACUACGAAGUUCUGGGGAGGUGCUUUUGCUGGCUCCGAUCAUUCAUCGACUGGAUUCUCGCCACAAGGGCUUUUCGCAAAUGGAAUACUGUCGUCAACCCCAGGAAAUCUGAUUAAUACAAUCUCCCAACAUGUAUACAGCGGCAGUGGUUUGGGCUGUGGCAGUAUAAGUACAUGCAUUCAAGAUCUUAUGUCAAAGGCAUUUGUCCGCGGAAACCUUUCUCAAUUCAUCCCCGAUGUUGCUGCCACCCAGGCUCAAGGCUUGACCUAUAUCUUAGGGGAAACAAAUAGUUAUUUCGACCAUGGGUCUGCUAAUGUUUCAAAUGCUGCCGGAGCCGCGCUAUGGGCUUUAGAUUAUGCCUUGUUUGCUUCUUCAUUGGGUAUUGAAAGGCUUUACUUCCACGAAGGAGUAGGAUACAAGUACAAUUUCAUUCAACCCGUAACGCUGAAUCUCUCCAUAGUGGAUGGGGCUCCUCUUGCUGAACCGCUCCUGCCUCAUAUCCAGCCAGCCUACUAUGGUGCCAUUGUUACUGCAGAAGCUAUCGGAAAAACUGGACGUAUCUCGGAGCUUUCUAUAAACAGUGACGUUGUAUCUGGGUAUGCUUUCUACACCAACGAAGGACGGCUUUCCAAAGCGGUGUUCGUUAACUCGGAAGGCUUCUUCUCCAACUCGGGUGCCAAUCGAACGAGUGUUCACCUCGAUAUCAACUUCGCCAGUACGGGGCAGUCUCCGUCACAUAUGUCAGUGAAGCGUUUAGAGAUUGGACAUGCUGACGAUACCGAUGGACUAACCUGGGGUGGGCAAACAUACGAAACGCCCAAUGCCCAAGUGAGCGGAACACUUUCGGUGACAACUAGUGACGUUGGGGAGGGGCUCGAUAUACCUGCCACACAGGCAGUAUUGCUAACGUUCAGUACUUAGUAUACAUACGUAUCUCAGAGUGUAUGGUCUACUUAUAACUUUUUUUUUUGGAGUGUUGGUACCUUCGGGCAGACGUACAUCAUCGCCUCUCUCCGGCCGCUGGUUGCGCAAGGUAUAGCCAAGCUUCUAUUAGAAUGCAUGACGCACUUGUGCCGUCCAGACGCAUUUGUGUGAAACUCCGUAUCGUGAAGGCUUUUCCCUGUAGUUAUAGCAUCUUUGCAUAGAGAGAAUUAGACCGGAAACCGUCCCUUUAUGAGGGCGAACAUCAAUAGGUUUCAUCUCCUAGUGGGCUUGGUUUCCAAGCUAAGAAAG